CCGAGCUCAAUUAGGAGCAACACACAUGAAACAUGGCGAACCACCUUCGUUUCGUCGCUCGGACUGUCAUGGUUCAGAACGGCAAUGUUGAAGCCGCAUACGGCGCUCUCAGCAGAGUGCUGUCUUCAGACGGUGUAAUUGAAUCCGUGAAACGUAAAAGAUACUACGAGAAGCCCUGUCGUAAGCGAGAGCGAGAGAACUUCGAGAACUGUAAGAGAAUCUACCAAGCUGAGAUGGCCCGGAAGAUAUCUUUCAUAUCAAGGGCUCAAAGGCAAGAUCCAUGGCUUGGAUGUUAAGAAAACCAAUGACUUGAACGACUGUUUAUGUUGACCAACAGAUGUGACAUGGAGUCAUACCAAAGGUGUGUCAGAAACACCUUUGGGUCAGAAGUGUUUAUUUAUUAAGAAAGGUGAAGAUAAACAAACCUGGGAACAUUCUGCAAAUGUUUUAAGCAUUCACCAUCAGAAGGUCUUUCCUGUGCUGUAACACCACCUUCAUUUUGGAUGUUGUGAUAUUGUUGACUUAACAUUUUGGCUAUCAGCCUGUAUGAUCUUGAUAAUAAAAAGCUUUCAAA
Xyrauchen texanus (razorback sucker) is the source of this 574-nucleotide messenger RNA. It is a transcript of the gene mrps21, whose product is annotated as mitochondrial ribosomal protein S21. The transcript is spliced from 2 exons. The coding region runs from base 33 to 296 and encodes 87 amino acids. NCBI's taxonomy places the organism in Eukaryota, Metazoa, Chordata, Actinopteri, Cypriniformes, Catostomidae. The record is from RefSeq and is a predicted model, not a curated record. Gene Ontology annotation, molecular function: structural constituent of ribosome. Gene Ontology annotation, cellular component: ribosome. Gene Ontology annotation, biological process: translation.